UGUCACUGAGCUAAGAUGGUGUUCCAUGGUUCCUGGUGUGUCCUGGCUGUCUGUCUUCUGUCCUGGGAGCUGGGGGUUCUGGUCCACCAGUCAGAAUCACGGCCAAUAGGUCUUUUACUCUUGUAUAACAGCGAGGACCCCCUUGAUACAGAUGAAAUGAUGGUUGAAUUGGAAUCACCUCGAAUUCAUUUCUUACCCAAGGAGCUUUGGAAGAAUGUGAAGGAGGAUAUGGAGAACAAGGACUUGAAUGCCACUUCCAAAAUGUGUGAGCUUCUUGCUAAGGAUCCUAAAUUUCAGCAAGGCUACAUUGCUGUUACAUUUUCCACAGGAGUCUACAUCUUGAAGAGAUGCCCAAUAACACCCUUGAUAGGUUUCGCCCUUGACGGCAGAUAAACUUUAAGAAUGAUGAAGCAACUUUCUGCGAUCUCAAAUCCAGUGAUUUGUCCCAACCCACAGCAAGUGCAAAGCAUCAUGAACACAGCAGUGCUCUGCACCCCGUUGUGACUCUUGAGACACAACCUAACUGAAAAAGCCAACCCUGUCUGCAAAGAAGAACUAGCCACCUGCUUAAGCACACAGCCCCCUUCCUCUCUCCUCCUAGCUUGGUAAAAGGGUCCUAGUCUCUAAGAGAGGCAUGCUUGCUCAUGUGAGCUCUUCCCAGGUUCUCUGAAAUAAACCUGCCUGCAUUUGAGUCCAGUCCUCUGACAUCUUUUUCCACAUUGCUUCCUAACAUAGUACUCAAUCCCGGAAAGAGAACUUGGAGCAGGAGCCCAUCUAGCAACCCAGGGAGCAGGUGCAGCAGCAGGGCACCCAGGGCUAACCCUUGAUCCUGAGGUGUCCCUGAGGCAGUUCCACCCUGUGUCUGAGCCUCCCCUACUCCUUCCCACUCACCCUCCCCCUGCCUGCUCCUGGCAUGGACACCUCUCCAAACACUUGGGCUUGUUUCUCCAACUGCUCCCUUGUUAAUGCACCUGGCUCUUCUCUUGUCUCUACCUCCUUCCCCCAAACCUCUGUCCCCUCCCCUACUUCUUGCCCAAUUGACCCAGAAAAAAAUGAAGAUUAUUCCACCCAGAGUCAGACAUCCAACCUGAGGCCAUGCUCUGACCCGUGAGGUGAUGAGUGUCUUCUGUCUGGAUGAAAUUUGGGACUCCCUCAUCUUCCCUGUGCUCAACCCUUCUCCCCAGGAGAGGAUCACCAUCUCUUUUAAAGCUAGGGAUCCCCAUCUUCUAACAAACACCCAAACUUCUCACCCCUCCUGGCUUCUCAAAACUCACUUCCAGGGAUUGAACUCAGGACUUCAUGCUUAGCUGCAGCUGCCUUAACCACUAAGCAGAUUCUAUUUCAGCGUGUGUGUCCUUGUGAGAAAUUAGGUGAGGUCCACAGAGACAGCAGCUCUUCAGCACUGUGCUUCAUGGAAGAAGAGGCUGUGGAAGGAAGACAGGACUCUGCCUUGUGUCGGGACUGGGAAUGGAGACUUGAUUUUCAUCCAGGGCUAGUCAUGGCAGGUGGUAUUUGUUCUGGAUCUUGAAGGAAAGCGAAGAUUUUAUGGGUAAAGAUGAAAUUACAGAGGAGGAAGCUUUAGCUAGUGAGAGCAGGAGGAAGGUGUCUUAUUAGAGAUCCAGUCAGGGCUUCCAGACUGUCAUGGUCAUGGAGGGCAUGUCUUGAGUAUAGCAGAGAG
Peromyscus maniculatus bairdii (prairie deer mouse) is the source of this 1678-nucleotide messenger RNA. Its product is annotated as palmitoyl-protein thioesterase 1-like. The record is from RefSeq and is a predicted model, not a curated record. NCBI's taxonomy places the organism in Eukaryota, Metazoa, Chordata, Mammalia, Rodentia, Cricetidae.